Molecule: messenger RNA, 687 nt
Organism: Saccostrea cuccullata (small rock oyster)
Lineage: Eukaryota; Metazoa; Mollusca; Bivalvia; Ostreida; Ostreidae
Exons: 4
Coding region: 160-687 (175 amino acids)
Biological process (GO): intracellular signal transduction
Cellular component (GO): actin filament
Molecular function (GO): GTPase activator activity; actin filament binding; microfilament motor activity
Source: RefSeq, a predicted model, not a curated record
GCUCACAGAAAGUGUCAGGCCACACAAAAAUUCAAAGAAAUGAAAACAUCUGCCAUCAAACUUCAAUCUUUCAUACGACAUUGUCUAGUCCAGAAGAGGUACAUUAAAAUCAAGAAGUCGGUGUUUAUUAUACAAACACAAUAGAGAGCGUACGUUGAAAUGAAACUGGCACAGAAAAACUACUUCGUUCUUAGAGUAGCUGUCAUUACAAUUCAAGCUUGGUUUAGGGGUUACUUGAUUCGCCAAGAAUACAGAAAACAGAAAGCGGCCAUUGUCAAAUUACAGUCAGGUACCAGAAAGAUCCUCUGCCAGAGCAGAUAUGGAAAACAGAAACAUACCGUGAUUGGACUUCAGAGAAAAUUUCGUGCAGCAAAAGUUAGAAAGGAAUUCUUAAUUGCCAAGGACGCAGCCAUCAAAAUCCAAGCCCACUAUAGAAUGCAUCGUCAGCAGCUAAACUACAAUAGACAGAGGCAAGCAGUUAUCCACAUCCAAGCUUUGGUCAGAAAGCGUGUUGUUGUCCAAAGAUUUAAAAAGUUGAAGAAAAACACGGAGGAGAUGAAGAUGAAAGAAGAAAAGAGUCCAAAAGAAGAAAAGAAAAAAUCAAAGAAAUUAGGGAGAAUGAAAAAAUUCAGAAAGUGGCUGAAACGAAAGUUUUGUUGUGGAUCAAUCUUGCAGUUGAAGAGGUAA